GACUGUAUUGACAGAUUACAAUGUGUAUAUUUCCAGUGUGCUACUGUUCUUGAAAUGUGUAAAUGUGUAAAAUUAUAUGCAUGUUACAAAUUUUUGUAACAAUUAUUAUAACGUUCAUGUGGAUUAUUUAUUGCUACUCUGCUAAUGUUCCUAAUAUAGUACAAAUCUAGUUGGAGUCAGUUGAGCAUGACUAAUGCUAAAACAAAACAUAUAGUCUAGAACUAAGAACAAAAAGAGAAACCAGUAAUACUCAAUUAAAACCAUAAUGUCCUCUAGGCGUGAUGCUACACCUGUAGAGUUAUGUCUCAAUAAAGUUAAAGAAAGACAGCAACAACUGGAUGAGCUCCCUCUGACUGACCACUAUAUUAGCACACAACAAUGCCUCCAAGAACUAAGGAAUGGAUCCAACACAUUUUUAGAAGUGACUCAGAAGGUGGAAGAAAUCAAGAAAAGCAGAGGCCACACUCACAAUAAAGAAUUUGACAAUCUAGAGACAGAACUGUUACUAACAGAGGAUUUGAACCAACAGAAGAAACGUUGUUUGGAGACUGUCUUGUUUGUGUCUGAAAUUGAAAAUUUGCUUCAGAAUGUUGAGUCAGAUAUUGAAGCCAGAGCUUUGUAUCUAAGUCAAAGACCACUAGUGUUUGAUAGUGUUUAUAGAGGAGAAGAUGUCCCAGCACAGUCCAAAAUUCAUAAAGACUGUGUCUCAGCUAUACGUAAGAGUUGGUCUUGGAUUCAAACAGUCAAUGAAUGUUUAGGUAUUCACAUUGAAAAUGCUGCUAACUAUCAUCAGUUCUACCAUGAUGUUCGCCACCUGGAAGAAAACAUGCUUUCAUUCUUGCUUUGGAUGGACAGUUCAACAGUUAGAGCUCAAGUCAAGACUCAAGAUCCUAAUGUCAUGUUAAAACAUUUCAGAUUAAUAAUCAAACAAUUGUUGGACUAUCAGGGCCAGUUAGAUCUUCUGACAGAGCGAAGCAGAGAUAUUCACCCAGUUCAUUACCGCAAAGAACUGCCAGAAUGGCCUUUGAAGGCUAGAGCUCUUGUUCAAUAUCAGCACAAACAUGUGUCAUUAGCAAAAGGGGACUUUGUAAUGAUUUUGGAAAAUUCUGAUGCUGAAAGAUGAAAGAUCAAAACUUUAGAUGGAAUAGAAAGUGAAGUCCCUGCUAUUGUGUUGAUCAUUCCUCCAGCUGAUCCUUCCUGCUUCCAACAGAUAGAUAAAUUAAGAGAACAAAUCAAGGUCAAUAGUUCUAUUGCAGCUAAAAGAUUAAGGUCACAUUUGAUCCAGUUUUUAAGUUCUUCUAUUUCCCAGACACAGUCCAAAGAUCUGGAAGGUUUGUCGGCCCAACAAAAGUAUGAAUUGAUGAAG
Messenger RNA from Biomphalaria glabrata, 1366 nucleotides. Its product is annotated as desmoplakin-like. Gene Ontology annotation, biological process: intermediate filament cytoskeleton organization; wound healing. Bases 266 to 1123 code for a protein of 285 amino acids. NCBI's taxonomy places the organism in Eukaryota, Metazoa, Mollusca, Gastropoda, Planorbidae. Gene Ontology annotation, cellular component: intermediate filament; cytoplasm; membrane. The record is from RefSeq and is a predicted model, not a curated record. Gene Ontology annotation, molecular function: structural molecule activity. The transcript has 13 exons.